AUGAUUGUCACGAAACAAAUCUCUUCAUCCGGGGUAUUCGCAGUUACUUUUAUGUUAUUACUAUUAUGUUUGUUGGGAUGUGAAGUUUGGGCACAGUUUGAGCCUAAUAGAGAAUGUUUCUGCAAAUUACAGGGAAUCAUCGAUGAUUGUCGAUGUACAGCGGAGAGCAUUGAUGAUUUCAACAACUAUGAGGUCUUUCCCAUAUUGCAGAAGCUCCUAACUCGUGAUUUUUUCAGGUUUUAUAAAGUUAACAUGGAAAAGACAUGUCCAUUUUGGCCAGAUGAUCGACAGUGCUUGAGCAAGGAAUGUGGCAUUGGUUAUUGUGAUGACGAAGUUCCAUCAGGCUUGAAACAACCAGCCAGCAUAUCAGUGGUUCGUUCUGAACUCAUUCGAACUUCUUUGAAAAAUGAUUCUCUUAUAACUCAGAUUGGUGGAACUGAUUCAACCUGUGAAAAAGAAGAAAGUAAUGCAUUUGAUCCGCUGGAUACAACUUUAACGGAAGGUGAUCGACGACAACUGAAUGACAUGGACUGGCACGAUGAAAAUGAAGAUAAAUUUUGUGACUUCGAAGAUGAAGGAUCAGCAGAUAUGCAUUAUGUCGACUUAUCCAGAAACCCUGAACGAUAUACGGGUUACAAAGGCGAUAGCGCACAGAAAGUGUGGACUUGUAUUUAUCAAGAGAACUGUUUCAAACCAAAUAUGAAAUUUGACAAAAAUUUCCUUGUUCAUCCUAAUUCCUUCGGAAUGUGCUUUGAAAAACGUGUUUUCUAUCGUUUGAUUUCGGGUCUACAUUCUGCGAUUACUAUAUCGAUCGCUUCUAACAGUUUCAAUUCAAAUCAUGUUGGUUUUGGAGAUGGAAUUUGGUUUAGAAAUACGGAGCUUUUCAAAAAUCGUUUCGGGACAAAAUGGACACCUGAAGGACCACAGAGGCUAAAAAAUAUUUAUUUCGUCUAUCUUUUUGAACUGAGAGCACUCGUAAAAGCAGCACCUUAUUUUCGCAAAGAAUUAUUUUACACUGGGAAUCCAAAGGAAGAUGCAGAAACACGUAAAACAGUGGAAGAAUUAAUGAGUGCUUUGAAAAAAUUCAGUGAUCCUUUCGAUGAGACUGAAAUGUUCACAGGUGUUGAAGCAACGGCCCGGGAAUUGCGUGAAGAAUUCCGUCAACAUUUUUUCAACAUUUCACGAAUUAUGGAUUGUGUUGGCUGUGAUAAAUGUCGUUUGUGGGGAAAACUGCAGACACAUGGAAUGGGCACAGCACUGAAAAUAUUAUUUUCUGAUUUACCAACUUCUCAUUAUAAAACUCAAGAUGGCAUUGUUCAUCCACCUUUCCAGUUAACAAGGAAUGAGGUCGUUUCGUUGUUCCAAAGUUUCGGUAGAUAUGCAUCAAGCAUCAGGGAAGUUGAUGAAUUCCGUCGUGUAUUGACUUAG
Molecule: messenger RNA, 1428 nt
Organism: Brugia pahangi
Lineage: Eukaryota; Metazoa; Nematoda; Chromadorea; Rhabditida; Onchocercidae
Source: the annotation of a GenBank genome assembly